AACUUCAUCGCUCAUUGUAAGCUCUGCCUGUGCAAUUCUCAGGAUUAUGGCUUCUUGCAGUCUUCAGUAGAGUUCCUGUGAUGCAUUUUGUGCAUGUGGAUAUGCUUAGAACGGCUGUGUUUUGUUUUUUCACGAGUUUCUAAGGUUUUGUGGUUAUGCCGAGUUUUUGAUAUGGACAUGGGAUCAUUUCAAUUAUCUCGAGCGCUUUUGGGUUCGCGGAGGAAUUGGGUGGUCAGGUCACAGGCGAGCUUGACUCGUUUCUGUUCGUCCGGUGUAAUCAAAGGCGUUUCAGAUACCUCAUCACCGUCAGUCCAUGAGUCCCCGUCCGCGAGUGCGUCGGAGCAUGCUGUGGCAAACGCUUCAGAGGCGAUCUUGAAAUCCAGGACGUGGAACGAACAUCAAUUGACUGCAGAUCAAUUGCAAUUUCGUUCUCUUGCUUCGGACUUUGCAGAAAAUGAGCUGAUGCCAUUCGCAGCUCAAUGGGAUGAGCAAAAGCAUUUUCCCGUGGAGGUCUUGCGCAAAGCAGCUGGGCUGGGGUUUGGUGGUCUUUACUGUGGCCACGAUGUUGGGGGAUCGGGGUUAUCUCGAGCAGAUGGAGCUGUUAUAUUUGAGGCUCUUGCUUAUGCCGAUGUGAGCACUACGGCUUAUCUCACAAUUCAUAAUAUGUGUGCCUCCCUUAUAGAGCGAUAUGGAACAGAGGAUCAACGUCAAGAUUUUCUUCGUGAGCUUACUUCAAUGGAUUUACUGGCAUCCUAUUGUUUGACAGAACCCAAUAGCGGGAGUGACGCGGCUUCUCUUCAGACCACAGCACGAAGGCAGGCGGGAAGUACGGAUUACAUACUUAAUGGAGAAAAAGCAUUCAUAAGUGGUGGCGGUGCUGCCGAUGUGUAUUUGGUAAUGGCUCGUACAGGCGAGGCAGGUCCUAAAGGCAUUUCAUGUUUUUAUGUUGAUAAGGACAGUAAAGGCUUAUCUUUUGGCCGCCAAGAAGACAAGCUUGGGUGGCGUUCUCAACCUACUUCAUCGGUGAUCCUUGACGAUGUCCGAGUACCUGAGAGAUGUUUGAUCGGAAAGGAAGGAGAAGGAUUUACUAUCGCAAUGUCAGCAUUGGACGGGGGUCGCAUCAAUAUCGCUACAUGCAGUGUUGGGGGUGCCCAAUUUUGUGUGGAUGCUGCACAAGGCUAUGUCUCGACCCGCAAACAAUUUGGCAAAGCCAUCAUUGACUUUCAAAACACCCAAUUCAAGCUAGCAGAUAUGCUAACUAAAGUUCAAGCAUCUCGCUGCUUAGUUCUUAACGCAGCGACAGCUCUUGAUUCAAAGGCUCCCUGGGCUUCAGCUUCAGCUGCCAUGGCGAAGAGGUUUGCUACUGAUGAAUGCUACAAUGUAGCCAAUGAUGCCCUGCAACUUCACGGUGGCUAUGGUUACUUGAAGGAUUAUGCAGUUUGUGAACUAAGCCCUUUCUGAGGUGGAAAGAUAUGUAAGAGAUCUUCGUGUUCACACAAUCUUGGAGGGAACUAACGAGAUUAUGCGUGUUGUGAUGGCUCGCCACAUGAUCAAGUCUCAGGCGUAGCUCACCCUAUAGCACCUGUACAGACCAUUUACAGAUGUAUGUUAUAAGAUCAACACAACUUGGAUCAUCUUGUGAUUGAUGACCACCCUGACGACACAGCGGGAACUUAAAUUAUGACAGUUACAGCUCUUUAUAAAUUUACUGCGCAAUAAACUUGUUCCCUUUGCAAGGGCUAACAAGCACUCUUUCAUUCGUCA
Molecule: messenger RNA, 1764 nt
Organism: Physcomitrium patens
Lineage: Eukaryota; Viridiplantae; Streptophyta; Bryopsida; Funariales; Funariaceae
Cellular component (GO): mitochondrion
Molecular function (GO): flavin adenine dinucleotide binding; acyl-CoA dehydrogenase activity
Source: RefSeq, a predicted model, not a curated record